AUGGCAAAAGACCUUCAAGUCCUGCCACCCAGCGCAGGGUACGGCAUUGUUAUCGGCAUUGGAGGCAUUUUCGCCCUGUUCAUGCUCAGCCUGACCUGGCUACAAAAUCGAUAUACCCGAUUCUCGACUCACCAAGCUGAAGAAUUCAAUACAGCGUCACGAUCUGUCAAACCAGGACUGAUCAGUGCUGGGAUCGUCUCCUCGUGGACCUGGUCUGCAACUUUAUUGACAAGUUCCACGUUCGCAUAUGAAUAUGGAGUCUGUGGACCGAUGUGGUAUGCCGCCACCGGGACAUUGCAGAUUCUCUUGUUUGGUUUGAUUGCCAUCAAGAUUAAGCUUAAUGCUCCCGGUGCGCAUACGAUGCCUGAGAUUGUACUCUCUCGCCAUGGCAUGAUAGCGCACCUGACGUAUCUUUACUAUGGACUUGCGACCAAUAUGCUUGUUGGCGCUUGUUUGGUUCUUGGAGGUGCACAGGUUGUGGGUGCUCUGACUGGUAUGAGUGUUUACGCGGCGAUUUUCUUGAUCCCCGCUGUCGUCGCGGCAUACGUUAUUGCAGGUGGACUACGCUCUACUUUUAUUGCUGAUUAUACACAUACUGUUAUUCUUUUCGUGGCCAUCUUGGUUUUUGGGUUCUUGCUCAACGCCACCAGUGACUUGGUUGGUAGUCCAGCGAAGUUGUACGAUCUUCUGCAAGAAGCAUCGAAGACUAUGCCGAUCGCACGCAACACCGGGGGGUCUUAUCUCUCAUUUCGGUCUGUCGGGGGUCUCAUAUUUGCUUGCGAUCUGUUUGUCGCUGGCUUUACGACUGUUUGGCUUGACCAAGCGUAUUGGCAACGUGCCAUUGCCUCGAAGCCGGAGACGUCCGUUAAGGCAUACAUCCUUGGUGGUAUUGCCUGGUAUGGGAUUCCAUUCGGGUUUGCCACUGUCAUGGGCCUAGGCUGUGCAGCGCUGACGGGCAACCCAAGUUUUCCUACUUACCCCAACCCGUUAUCCUCUGCACAAGUUGAAGCAGGACUCUCGGCCCCUGCCACAGCGAUCGCACUAAUGGGCAAAGGUGGAGCCGUCCUAAUGCUGAUAUUGCUAUUCAUGGCAGUGACCAGCUCCACAUCCGCUGAACUGAUCGCUGUAUCGUCGCUGUUGACAUUUGAUGUGUACAAGACAUACUACCGACCGAAUACCAGUUCCGAAACUCUAGUCAAAGUCAGCCACUGGGCCAUCGCAUGCUAUGCGAUUGUUCUCGCCUCAUUUUGCUGUAUUCUGAAUGCAGUCGGUAUCAGUCUUACCUGGGUUCUAACCGUGUUGGGCGUCAUUGUCGGUGGCGCUGCCCUUCCGGUUGGCAUGAUCCUUCUAUGGGAGCCCAUGUCCACAGUAGCGGCCAUCGCUGCUCCAUGGAUUGCCUUCAUCUGUGGCCUUAUAUGCUGGUUUAUAACCGCAUGGAAGCGCAGUGGUGCUAUUACUGUUGCGACCACUGGAGAUACUACCAAUGCAGUAGCUGGAAACCUGGCGUCCUUUGGGAUGGGAUUCAUCAUGGCUGUUGUUUUGACAUAUCUGUUCCCGAAGAAGCAUGCCCCUCCAACAGUGAUUGUGGCCGCUGUUUCUGGCGUUCCGACAUCCUCUAAUGACGCUGGUCAAGACUCGUCUCCCCCUGUUGAGAACGGCGAGGAAAAGAGCGAGGCUGGAAAGGGCAAUGUCCCUGCGAGCGCAACCGAAGUUGCGACCUCGACAAUGAAUGAGUUGGUAGAGUACCUCAACUCCAGCAAUAUUGAGCCUAUAGAUCCUGUCCUCGCACGAAAAGGCGAGCGCAUUGCUUGGGUUGCUAACGCGAUAUUCUUUUUUGGCGCUGUUGUCAUGGUUCCGUUUACGCUUUUCGGCACGGGCUAUAUCUACAGCAAACCCUUCUUCACUGGUUGGGUAGUUGUCUCCUUCCUCUGGAUUUGGAUCAGCGUUUUUAUCUGUGUCGUUUAUCCUAUUGUUGAAAGUGCGGGAGCUUUGGGAAAUAUAUCGAAAGGGGUGUGGAUGGACCUGAAGGCGUUGGGUGGGUACCGAAAGGAGAGGACCACGAGUCCUGUUCCUGCUUGA
Penicillium longicatenatum is the source of this 2079-nucleotide messenger RNA. Its product is annotated as sodium:solute symporter family protein. The transcript is spliced from 3 exons. Gene Ontology annotation, cellular component: plasma membrane. Lineage: Eukaryota; Fungi; Ascomycota; Eurotiomycetes; Eurotiales; Aspergillaceae. Gene Ontology annotation, biological process: urea transmembrane transport. The coding region runs from base 1 to 2079 and encodes 692 amino acids. The record is from RefSeq and is a predicted model, not a curated record. Gene Ontology annotation, molecular function: urea transmembrane transporter activity.